UUGGAAGAGGACCUGAAGUCCGAGCUGACGGGGAAAUUCGAGAAGGUGAUUGUAGGGUUGUUAAUGCCACUCGCGCAGUAUGAUGCCCAGGAGCUCAAGUAUGCAAUGAAGGGAGCUGGGACCGAUGAGGGAUGCCUGAUUGAGAUUUUGGCUUCUCGUUCACCUGAGGAAAUCCGUUUGAUCAAUGCGACCUACAGACACAAAUAUGGAAAGUCUCUGGAAGAUGACAUUUGCUCCGACACAUCGAUGAUGUUCCAGAGAGUGCUGGUGUCUUUAUCAGCAGGUGGCAGAGAUACUGGCAGUAAUGUGGAUGAUGCUCUGGCCAAGAAGGAUGCUCAGGACCUAUAUGAAGCGGGCGAGAAAAAGUGGGGGACUGACGAGGUGAAGUUUCUGUCCAUCCUCUGCACAAGGAACAGGAAGCAUUUGCUGAAAGUUUUUGAAGAAUACAAGAAGAUUUCCAAAAAGGAUAUCGAAGCCAGUAUAAAAUCUGAGAUGUCUGGAAACCUGGAAGAUGCCCUCCUGGCAGUUGUGAUGUGCAUAAAAAAUCGACCUGCCUAUUUCGCUGAAAGGUUGUACAAAUCCAUGAAGGGGCUCGGCACUGAUGACGACACUCUAAUCCGUGUCAUGGUUUCGAGAUGUGAAGUAGACAUGCUGGAAAUCCGGUCACAGUUCAAGAAGAUGUAUGGCAAGUCCCUGCACUCCUUCAUCAAGGGGGACACUUCUGGAGAUUACCGGAAAAUUCUUCUGAAGCUCUGCGGCGGGGAAGACUAA
Molecule: messenger RNA, 771 nt
Organism: Ailuropoda melanoleuca (giant panda)
Lineage: Eukaryota; Metazoa; Chordata; Mammalia; Carnivora; Ursidae
Product: annexin A4-like
Exons: 1
Biological process (GO): negative regulation of coagulation
Cellular component (GO): vesicle membrane; cytoplasm; plasma membrane
Molecular function (GO): phosphatidylserine binding; calcium ion binding; calcium-dependent phospholipid binding
Source: RefSeq, a predicted model, not a curated record